Cottoperca gobio is the source of this 6233-nucleotide messenger RNA. It is a transcript of the gene prrt4a, whose product is annotated as proline rich transmembrane protein 4a. The record is from RefSeq and is a predicted model, not a curated record. The transcript is spliced from 3 exons. Bases 2143 to 5031 code for a protein of 962 amino acids. NCBI's taxonomy places the organism in Eukaryota, Metazoa, Chordata, Actinopteri, Perciformes, Bovichtidae.
CGACCAAUAAGAAGAAGAAACAUCUCUCUUAUGCUAGAGAUAUAGGCUAAAUGUUAGAGCUCAUUUGGGGCCUUCUUGUGAUUGUUUUGCUGCACUUUUGAUGUAAAUAAAUGACUUGAUAUUUAACCCAAGGGAUUCCUGGUCCAUCUCUUUACAGAUUUGAACACGUAACAUUGUCCAUGGUGGGAAAAGGUGAUAAAGUUACAAGGUCAAGUCAUGUAGAAGGCUUUCUAUGCUCACAUGGACAUGCUUAGUAGGACUCAAUUUACAGCAUAUAACUUUCUCUUAUCCACCCUUUAUCCUAACCAUGGCCAUGGUUUGUUUUUAUCCUCCUCUUUGCUUGUGCAGCUUUGUUUCUGUGUCUUGUCCUGUCUAAAUUCCCAGCUGGACCCCAAUCCACGCUGACUUUGUUUUGUUGGAGGAUGACUUGUCUAAACAGAAACCAGUUGCCCAAUGAAUUAAGAUAGCAAGUGUGAGGCGGCAAUAAUUUGACCAUGUCCCUCACUGAGCUCAUAUGUUUGGCCUGUCAUUGUUCCUUUCCAGUCCCAUUAGUUACGGCUGGGUUGGUGCUUUCCUGUGUCCUCAUCAGACAGCGGGUUAAUCACACCCCUCGGGAAGAUGCUAUCUUCAUCACUGACUGUCUAAAUGAUCUGAAAUAACCCUCACUGUUUUUCAAUCUGUGUUAGUAUGAAUCUGAAUCUCACUGUUACGAGUAAAGACAUUUUUAUCCUGCAAGCAAAAGCCUGUUCAGAGGCAAGAUGAAAUGUAGGAGACAGUAGGUAAACUGCUCUCUUCAUUAUUGGCUAUGGUAUUUGCUGUCACAGCCAACAUUAUUCUUGGCAUGCAGAAAAAGCUUUUAUGUCUUUGCGUUUUGUGCUAAAUAUGUGUUUGGCAGAUGUGUUUGGGAGGCAGUUUGAUCCGUAUUUAUCUACAUUUUGUGGAUGGAAGAAGAAUCAAUGUGCUUUUUCGCAGAAUGCCCAAACCAAAAUAAUCCUACUUUAAAAGAUCAUGUGUCCUGUUAAUUCAGCAGUGGUCAGUAGAGAACUUUUCAGAUCCUUAGAUCAGCCACACAGAGACGGUACAGAAGUGAGACUAUGCUUUAAACUCUAAAUGCAUCCAAAGGUAUGUGGAUCAGUGUCUAUUUUAGAAGCGUCCUUGGGAAUUGAAUUAGGCCACGAGGCUACUGGAUGUUCCCCAUUGGGCAAAAACAGCACGCAUGAAAAAUAAAAUAAAAUAUUGAACAAUCACAGAAAUCAUGUCAAAGGCUUUUUACCACAAUAAUGGCAUUGUAACAAGGUCAUGAGUGGUAAUUACAGGCUUAAGGUUAGCAAUUAUUAAUUAAAAAGUGUAUACUCGUGGUUCAGAGGUCCUGGAAGUACAGUGCAUAUGCACACAAGUAACCACUAUCAUACAUUAUGCAUGUAUGCUAUUCAAAGAGAAUUUCCUGCUUCAUUCACUGUUCGUGACACACGUGCCUACUCUUAGAGGAAGGGCACAGCAUCAGUUAAAUUAAACUCAAUAGCGUAUUGAUCUGUAGCCCUGGUUCAUUCGGUGCAGGGUAUUGCCUGCCUGAUGGUUGACGACCAUUUUUGCCCCAUAUGACAUAUUUAUGCCCUUUCCUCUCCCCCUACCCUUUCUCUUCUCUUUAUUAUACUAAACAUCACAUACAGUUGCCUACACCAUACACACCAGAGGGAUGUGUGUGUGUGAGUGUAUGUGAUGAACAGAGACAGCAGUAAGAGAUGAUGCGAUGAUGUGGAUGAUGCCUCAGUUUUAGGUGAACGGGAUUGUGCAAAGAGUCAAACUGUCAGAUCAGUGCAGCGGCAGAGAGUGGGACAGCGGGGGUUGUCUCGAGGAGGUGGGGUCUGUCCCAUGUGUCGACUGUCUGAUGGAGAGAAGAGGGGCACAGCACAGUGAGUCUGAAAGGACACAGAGUGCUGCACGGAGAGAGACUGCAGGCGUGCAGCGACACGGAGGAGCAUAUAUGUUUAAAGAGGCUUUAAAGAGUGGGCUAUUGAUGAGGUGUGUUAAGCAUGAGAUCCCCAGAGACCUGGGGAUAAAGAUCUGUCAAGCAUGUGAUUGGCCAACAUCCCUGAAAACCUACAGCAUGUGACUUUGCGGUGGAGUUUGUAGACCCUCGCCAUGCUCUCUCUGUGGAAUCUUUAUCUUCUUCUCCCCCUCUCCUUGCCUCUCUCACCUCAUGUCGUAGCCUUCACUGGAGAAAAUGUCAAGGAAACACAACAGCCAGACACUGACACAGCAGUGCAAUGUCUCCCACAGCUCCCACAGAGACCUCAUGGAUCACUGGGGGAACCCAUGUUUGGGACUGAGAGUGUUGACUUUCUGGGUCUACCUGUAAAUGUUCCCAUAUCCUCAUCUGAGGAAUCAGAUAGACAAGGUGUGAUUGGUGAAUACGUUGAUUUACAGGAGAGCAUAGAGACAUCUCGUUUGUAUCCUAAUGAGAAGGAACUUAGCACAUCCAGUCCCACUGAUACAGAAGAUGCCACCUCCAGACAGAGCACACAACCCAUAAGAUCUUCAUCAGGGGGAGUACCACCUCAACCUACCCAGGAACAAGCAUUAAAGUAUCAGCCAGCUGAGACAAGUACUGUAUCUAUAACACAUUAUAUACGGACGGGAGAGAAUCGGCCAACUUUCCCGGCCUCGCAGAAUGACCCAACUGACAGCCACUUACCCUUUCUUCUGUCUGGCUCACUUUCAUCAGACCAGGAGUCCUCUGCGCCCGGCCCUGAACGCUCCACUCCACCAGUAGCCACAUGGGGAUGGAACACGGGACCUUCUGUUAUCACGCAGAAAGAGAUACAGGAGGGGACUGUCCCAGUGAAAGAGACUGGAGAUGGAUUGAUUGAUAUUACGGGUCGUAUUUUACACAGAGGAGCUGUCAGCACGGAGGCAAAUAAAGAUGACUCCAAGGAUGAUGACCUGCAUUUCUCAACGACCAUUGGCACUCUCUUGCUUGAUGGUAACAAAGACACAUCUGCCACACCCUGCAAACCAUCAAACCAGUCCUGGACUCCCACCUACCCAGAUGAUUUUACCACCAAUGAGUUGCUGCACCCCUCUCUGGCUCUCAGCCCUGCCCUUUUCGUCCCUCUGUAUUCCGACUGGAACUCUGCCCUCGCCACAUGGGGAUUUGCAUGGGAAGCACACGUCUAUGGCCUGGGGUCUGUCUUUACUGUAUUCGGCCUAAUCUCUGUGGUCUGCCUGUUAGGCCUGCCCCUGCGGUGCCCCCCAGGAAGCCCCUACUUCACCCUUCUGCACUUGUUCCUCCUAGCAUUUGCAGGGAUCCAAGCUUUCUUUUUGCUCUAUGAUGCUUACAAUCACCAAGAUCGUCUUCCCGCUGUGGGCUCUCUGCUGCUCUCGGAGCUGCCCUUCCCCUGUUUGAUUUCAGCCUUCUCCCUUGCCUUCCUCCUUCUUUCAUUACGCUCCCGCAUGCAUCUUUCACUCCCACUUACUAAUUCCACCUUGUACUCAGCCUUGCCCAAACCUUGCCUGUUGCUGUGUAUGUCCCUGUUGUAUUCUGGGGUCUCUCUAGGGUGCGUUGGCAUGCUCCAACUCUUCCACAGCCUCCCCUCCAUGAUCCUGCUAUUCCCUCAUGGUGUGUUUGUAUGUCUCACCAUUUUUCUCUCAGGCUCCUACCUCAUCUUCUACUGCUUAAUGCAAUUCAACACAAAACACAUCUACAGGCUGAAUGACAAUGGAGAGAGUGGAGGAUCUCAUGAAUUUAUGCAACUUGCAAGUUGCCCCUUUGCCAAAGUGGAGGACUGGGGUAGAGCAGCAGGAGCUGGAGUAGGGGCUUCAUUGUGUUUGUUAGGGUGUGGAGGCCUCCAGUUUUAUGGAAUCCUGCAUGCUCUUGGUUUAGGAGGGGUUGAUGGAUAUGGGUUCCAGCCCUGGCCUUGGUGGGGUUACCAGGUAGGCUGCAGGCUCUGUGAGGUCGGGGUGUGUCUGGGUUUGUCUCUCAUUGGUUCACACCCUCUAUUCUGUCACAACAACUCCUCUAUCAAGACUAUAACUCGUCCCCGGCCAGGAUCUUGGUCCCGCCUCUCCUGCAGCUCACCUUCUCGAGGGCUCACCCUGCCCUCUCAGGGAGGUGCAGAUUAUCCUGUCCACUCAUCUCAUGAUUCUUGGUCCCAGGGUAAGCAGGAAAAGCUGGUGGUCUGUGAUGUCAUCACCAAAGGACAGUCAGAGGCUCUUCCUCUUUACUCAAUGGUAGAUCCUCCUGCAAAUGGGCUAAUCUCGAAGUCCAGACAAACCCAGAGCACUUUACUACCUCUCCCUACACCCCCAAGCCCACCGCACAAGCCUCAAAAUGCAGUUGAGUCUCAGCUAUCGUCACUGGAUAGCCUAGGACUGGAGGCUGACACUACAUUGGAUCUGCGACCCCCAUCUCCCAUAGACUUGUCCCGCAGCAUUGACCAGGCACUGUUCAGUGAAUGCCUAUUCUCUCAUAGUAUAUUUGGUUUGCCAAGACUCUACCAUGCUUCUUCCAGCCUCUCUUUGAGCUCUCCUGGCCAAGGUGCGUCAAAUCAAGGGCCCAGCUCUGUGGAAAAUGCCCUAUACCGAACCUCUUCCUGUGGUGACGUGGACCAAGAGAACACUCUAUCCAGUUCCAGACCUUCCCAGCCAAAUAGCUCUUUGACAUCUCACAGCAAGCCACCAAUGUCACCAGAGCAAUGGGAUUGGAAAGAAAGUGUCUCUGGUUCUACGCAGGGUCUGUGCAGCAAUCCCAAGGAGACGGGAAAACUGUGCUCACAUUCCUGGGCCAACAGAGGUCAAAACUUUGCUCAGAGCAGCCUCCCACGAGCAAUCCCCCACCUGUCUUACCACAGGCGUUACCGAACCCUGAGCUUAGCCUCCCAGAACAGUCACGGAUCUGGCCGGCUGGCAGGGACUAAACACCUGAGUGAAAGCAAACAGCUGGAAUGGGAUGUGGCUGUACAGGCAGAGUUUGUCAACGUGUGCAGACAAAUUGACACUCUGAGUGUUUGUAGUGACACCAUUGAAUUAUAAAUGUCCAGUUGUGAUUGAAAUUCACAUGACAUUGUACAGAAAUAACGGACUCUAAUCAUGUUAGAUUAAGGAAUUCAAUUGUGCACCAUAAAAGUUAUACAGACGGAAAUAAUUACCUGAACUAAUGAAAGGGGAAUGGAUAUUAUUGAUAUGGACAUUAUUAGGUAGAGCCAACUUAUUUUCGAAAAAAUUCUGUUCUGUUCAAAAUGUGAUUUUAAAGGUUGUCUUCAUCACACUGUUUUCAGCAGCUUCACUUAGCUCUUCUUGCAGUAAUGUUUUUUUUCUUGCAGUAUUCUGAUUUAAAUGUUAAUUCCAGUUACACAUUCACGAAUGUCAAGGAUCAAAUAUCCAUUGCUCAAGACUGCAAAUGCUUUUAAGAAGUUUAUUCAAGCAGGCGUUUUAAUAUUUAUAUGCAUGAUAUGUUAAGCUUCUUUUUUGUUUGAAGUGAUCCUGCAGAGAGAAAUUAAAAGGGAUAUACUGAUAAAGGAAAACUUUCUUUACUAGUGAGUGAACAAACAAUAUGGUCUCAAACAAAGUUUUAUUCUACACCAUUGAUGUACUGUUGUGUUUUCAAUAGUGGAAAAAGUUAGAUGUGCUCAAAAGGACUUAACAAAUAAUGAGAUAAGCCAAUUUGAUCUCUUCCCCGUUGGGAUUGUGUGGACACAAUUUCAUCUAGAGUGGCAAACGAUAACAAUACACAUCCAAAUCUAAUCCAGAGAAGGGAGCUGUUUGUGAUGGUGAAGCAUAAUAUUUUUAGACACAUGAUUAAUCAUUCAGUUGUGUAAGCAGUUGGCAAACUUUAACUUUAGCAUGGGAAUAGACAUGCUAGCAUGUAGUGCUUUCCUCACAGUUAUUUCAUUGUUGUGUAAUACAUUUGGAAAUUGUAGGAAUAUCCAUAUAUACACAGGAUGAGUUUUUCUUCCAUGUUUUUGUAUUGCCUGCUUAACCAACCAUUGCAGUGGUAUCUUUGAACAUUUUGUAGUAUGUACAGUGAAAGUUGCAAUAAUCUGAGAUUUUUUAAACCAGAUUUUGGUGGCAAAGGUUUGGGCACACAUUGAAUGUGAGAAGCUUAAAGCAAAAAUGUAAUUGGUUACAUUUAGAAUAUACUGUAUUAGCCCCUAGUGGUAAUAACAAAAUACAACACAUUUUACUUAAUAUAUUUCUGGAGAUAUGACAUAAAUAAUAAACAAUAGUAAAAUGCC